Messenger RNA from Monascus purpureus, 882 nucleotides. NCBI's taxonomy places the organism in Eukaryota, Fungi, Ascomycota, Eurotiomycetes, Eurotiales, Aspergillaceae. The record is from the annotation of a GenBank genome assembly.
AUGCCACAAGAAGACGCCCUCGCCAAGCGCGCACGACUGGAAACCUCCAUCAACCGCAACCCCCACCCGGACUUCCAAGGCGUGGAAGCCUCCCGGCCGGCAUGGCAAUCUGAGCGCUCGGGAUGGACCUACACCAAGAUCGUCAAUCCGGACUGGAAGUUCGGCGAUGGGGGCAACGACGGCGGUGCCAGUCUUGAGAAGGAGCAUGUUGAGAUUAACCCGUAUGCAGAGGGGAGGCCGGCAACGUUCAACUACAAGUUGUUGAUUUCUGCCAUUGUGCCAAGGCCGAUUGGGUUUUUGAGUACCGUGGGCCAGGAUGGGACGUCCAAUCUCGCCCCAUUCAGCUUCAUGAAUAUGAUCAAUUACGAUCCCCCGCUGUUCACGGUUGGCUUCACCGGCUGCGGCAUCGACGAUGCCAAGGACACGCUGAAGAACCUGAUCGACACAGGUGAAUGCGUCCUCAACGUCAUCUCGGAACACUUCAUUGAAGCGGCCAACUCAACCUCCAUCAACGCCCCCUACGGCGUCAGUGAGUGGGAAAUCAGCGGCCUGCACCCGGCCCCAUCGCGCCUCGUCAGACCACCCCGCGUGAAAGAGUCCGUCUUCGCGACCGAAUGCCAUCUGCAGGAGGUCAAGGAGUUUGAGAGUCGCAACCCCGCCACGCCUGGGAAGAAGACGGGGGUUCUGGCGAUUCUGGAAGGCGUGAAUUUUUGGGCGCGCGAGGAUGCGGUCAACGAGGAGAGGAAUCUCAUGGAUCCGGCGGUUCUGCGCCCGGUGGGCCGGCUGGGAGGCAUCACGUACGGGAGAAAUGCCGUUGGGUUUGAGGCGUUGAGACCGGGGUAUGAGAGCUGGUUGCAGCGAGACAAUGGGGAGCAUUGGUGA